Molecule: messenger RNA, 1236 nt
Organism: Plasmodium falciparum 3D7
Lineage: Eukaryota; Apicomplexa; Aconoidasida; Haemosporida; Plasmodiidae
Source: RefSeq, a predicted model, not a curated record
AUGAGUGUUUUAGAUGUUGUGGAGAAUACUAGUGGAACCAAUUUUUCUAUAAACAGUGAUAAUUUUUUUCCAUAUUUCCAAAGGAUAAAUAAAUUAAAUACUGAAGAAAAUAGGGAUUUAAUUUUUUCAGAAUUAUUAAAGAAAAAAUGUAUAAAGGAAUAUUAUGAUUUAAAUUAUAUUAAUGAUAUAUUUGAUUAUAUUAACCUUUUGUGGUUUGAAAGAUAUUUCUUAGAACAUUUAUGUAAUAGUCAAUUAGGAGUUUUGUUUUACACAUAUGCAGAUGAAUCCUGUAAAAAUGAUGAUAAUAUAAAUGUAUUUGAAAUGCAUAUUAGUGAGGAUACAUGUAAUAAUUUUAUAAAAUAUCAUAAUGAAGAAGAUAAUAAAAAUGAUGAAAGUUGUUUAUCGAAAAAAAAAAGAAAGGAUACAUUCAUAAAUAAUUUUAGUUGGAAUAAAUAUAUGAAGAAUAUUCUUAAGUUAUAUGAAAAAGACAUAACUAAAUAUUAUAAACAUAAAAGACUUUUCUAUAUUAAAUACAAUUGUAAUGUAUUUGAUAUAAAAAUGUUAAUGAACUCGAAAAUAUGUUUUAUUAAGGGAUAUAAUGAACCUAAUAUAUGUAGUUAUUAUAAUACAUUUGAUAAUAUGUUUGAAUUCAAAAAUGAAUAUAGGUAUAUUUAUGAAAAUAAAUCAGAUAAUUUUAGGUAUGAAUUUAUUGAAGAGGAUGAAAAUGAAAUAAAUGAACAAGGCAAAAAUAACUUUAAUGAUGAUGAUAAUUGUUAUUGUAAUGAUAAUGAAUAUAAUGAGUAUAAAGAUAAUAAUACAAAUAAAUAUUCCAUUGUGUGUAAUGAGCUUAAUAAGUAUUAUAAUUUUCUUGAUAUGGAAGAAUAUUUAUCAAAUAAAAAAUAUUAUUCUCUAUAUUGUUCUACAUGUAAAGACUAUUUUUGUGAUAUUUCUACAGACGAAACAGAUGAUGACGAAAUUUUCUAUCCUGCCCUUUCUGAAUUAGAAUCUGAUGAAGAAUAUUAUAUAGCAGAUCAAAACAUAAAUCCUAAUUUAGAUACUUCAUUAAUUAAACAUAUUAAUAAUAAUAAUGUUACAAAAUUAUUAGACAAACAUAAUCAUGUGAAUAUCAAUAAAUCUACAGAUAUAAAUAAAAUUGAUAUAUUUCACUUUAUUAGUCCAAUCAUAUUUUUCUUAUUAGGUUUCAAGCUCUUUUGUCACUAUUUUAAAUUAUUUUAA